UCCAGGCGGGAAGGCGGGAAAAUUAGAAAAGUUUACGGGAUCGCCAAGAUACAAUUUUAUUUAUGAUUUUUUGCCAUUCUGUCAUGUUUAAGGAGUAUGUUACUUCGCUAAGGAAAUACAUCCAAGAGCGUACAAAUGGAAAAUGUGUUCCCCCGUGGAAUUGGCUCUUCAUCAAGCUCGCUUCGCUUCUAUCCCGCUAUCCCUCUGGUAUUACAAAGGCCAUCAUUUUGGCGGAGAUUCAACAGUCUUGGAAUCAACACAGUCAGUUUCACGGGCGUUUAGAUGGACAGAAAGCACGAAAGAUUUCUGUUGAUUCGGUGUUUGAAAGCCGGCACAUUGGCUACGAAUCAAUCCUCGAAGCAGCUGUUGAAAAUAUCGAGACGGUACCAGGAACUCAUACAAAGAUUGCUGUUUUGAGAGAUAUUCAUAAGCGAAAGAAUACUUUGGGAAUGUACCUUCAUCAGAAGCUUUAUCAGUUGCAAGCAACGCCUGUGAAAAACCUCACUCUCCGAUUCACAAGUUGUCGUUUAAUUCAAGGCAAAAGCAGAUCCUCCGCAGGUCCUAAAGUUCAUCUUCUUCCUUCGGAAAAUGUUGUUAUUCUGUGUCGAGAAGGUGAACUAGCGCGAUUUGGGAAAUUUUCAUCACUCGAGGGAAUCUAUGAAAAUCCGUUCCCGCACUACGGCCACAACAUCAAAGUCGAAGUCGCCGAUUUGGGAUUCGAAGAAGCAGUCCAUUUUGCUAAUGGCCAGACGAGCAUUAAACGUUUUGUCAAAGUCGUUGACUGUUAUGGCGUCCAUGUGAAUUUGUGCUUGUGGGAUGAGCAGCUUUCCGUUGCUAUUUUGUUUAAAGAAGGUGAUACUUUAGCCAUCCAACAACCCUUUGUGGUCCCAAACCAGGAAGAAAUGUUUAUACUAGAAUAUGGUCCUGCAACAGUUAUUUUUUGCAUGUCACAUGAUCCAGAGCAGGAAAUUGUCCCAAGUCAAAUCUCCAGUACCCAGGGGACCCCUGUAAGUGUUACAAAAGACAGCCAAGGGAUGCUGGAUUAUUCCACAUUUCCUGAGCAAAUCUGUUUGAGUGAUAUCAGGUCGAGCAUGACAAAAGUGACCAUAUUCUGCACCAUAACAAAUGUGGGUACCAUGGAGGUCUACACACAACAGCAGGUCGUGGGACAUAAGUUCAUUCUUGCUGUCAGUGAUAACACCGGAUGUCAGACGAUUACAGUUUAUGAUCACACUAGAAGUUACCACAAUUCACUCUAUGUGCACCAAAGCAUUAUACUGGAGAAUGUUCACACCUCAGGUUCUAGUUCAUCAAGAGGCUUAACCCUAGAAACAUACAAUGGAGGAAAGGUCUGGAACAUUAGUGCAAUGACAGGAUGGCUUGCUACCAAAUGUCUGUCAUCUCCAGUCCCUGUCAAAGAAGUCAUCAACUUUGAACACUGCGUGUGUCAAGCUGUCGUCACACAAGUCAACAGUGUGGGUAGCAGUCAUGUGAUUAGGGUUCACAUGUCCUGCCGUAGUGAGGUCGAUGGCUGCACAGGGCAGUUCUGCUGUCAGAAAUGUGGCAUUACUCAUUUAAAUGAAAUGCUUAACAAGCCUGGUCAACAGAAAUCACCUUCAAUUCACUGGAAGUGGGAAUACAAUCUGAGUCUUGAAUUACAUGACCCUGAAAGUAGCAUAGAGGCAUGUUUGACAGAUAAGACGGCAGAACAGUUGCUUCAGAUGACCGCUUCACAGUUUGCAGAACAUGCCAAGAACACUCAAGAGCAAGUGCUGGAAUCAGCAUUAGCACAAGAAUGUCUGUUUGGUAUUUCAUCUUUUAGAGGCAGACAUCAGAUUGAUGCCAUUUGUCUGGCAAGUUGAAAAAAGUACCGGUAUUAAAAGCUU
Molecule: messenger RNA, 1886 nt
Organism: Orbicella faveolata
Lineage: Eukaryota; Metazoa; Cnidaria; Anthozoa; Scleractinia; Merulinidae
Source: RefSeq, a predicted model, not a curated record